AUGGACUGCUCUCGGAAGCGGAACCUGGACGAUGAGGAAGAGGGGGACUUUAGGGUCCUCUCAUCGCUAUCACGUCCCAUCAGUCCUCCGCGCAAGAGGAUACGCCAGGGGCAAUUCCAUAAGUCGCCAUGGCAGCUCACUCGGAUUCGGGACCUGCCAGAAGAAUUGAACAGAGAUACUGUUAGGCUUCGGGAUAUCCUAGACGACCCUCUGAUCACCGAGUGUUGGCAGUUUAAUUUCCUUCAUGAUAUUCCCUUUGUGUUGAGUGCUUUUGAUGACAUGGUGAGGAAUAGAGUCCAGUUACACGUGGUCCACGGAUUCUGGAAGAAGGAUGACGAGAGCCGUAUUGUCCUUUCGGACCAGGCAGCUCAGUUUCACAAUGUUCAUCUACACUGCGCGCCGAUGCCAGAGAUGUUUGGCACACAUCACUCCAAGAUGAUGGUCAUCUUUCGCUCUGACGACACCGCGCAAGUCGUCAUUCAUACUGCGAAUAUGAUACCCAAAGACUGGACCAACAUGACCAAUGCCGUGUGGAGAUCCCCGAGGCUACCCCGGCUGGGGGAGCAGGAUACCCUGUUCCAGCAAGGGCAGCAGCUUCCUGUCGGUAGCGGCACGAGGUUCAAGGUGGACUUGCUGGAAUACUUGAGGCAGUAUGAGCUCUACCGACCUACUUGCAAGCAACUGGUAGAUCGCCUUGUCAACUUCGACUUCUCAAGCAUCCGGGCGGCCUUCAUCGCUAGUGUUCCGGGCAGGCACAGCUUUCGUGAUGCGAGCAGGCCUGCCUGGGGCUGGGCCGCGGUGCAGAGAUGCUUACGAUGUGUGCCGGUCGAGCGCGGACAGUCGCAAAUCGUGGUUCAGAUAUCUUCGAUUGCGACCCUUGGCGCCAAGGAUGAUUGGCUGCAAAGGACAUUAUUCGACUCGCUUGCCACAUCCCUGACGCCUAACACGGGGAGACCGGGCUUCAAGGUCGUCUUCCCCACUGUAGACGAGAUCCGAAACUCAAUCGAUGGAUACGCUUCAGGGCGUUCGAUUCACACCAAGAUCCAAUCGCCGCAGCAGAUUCGGCAGCUGGGAUAUCUCAGGCCAAUCCUACACCACUGGGCCAACGAUAGUGCAGGCGGAGCAAAGCUUCCUGGGGAACCGUCAAUUAGCGGUGAUAGCGGGCGAGACCGAGCGGCCCCGCACAUCAAGACGUACAUACGCUUCAACGAGAGCAACACCAUUGACUGGGCCAUGCUGACGUCGGCCAACAUGUCAAAGCAAGCGUGGGGCGAGGCGCUGAGUUCCACCACGGGAAAUAUACGAAUCGCAUCAUGGGAGGUUGGUGUGCUGGUGUGGCCGGGGCUGCUCUGUGAAGACGGGGCCAUGGUGAGCUCCCCGAAGUCGCUCGUCCCUUCACUCGCGCUGCCCUUCUCCAUCCUUUACCUGUGUACAGUAUGGACUGCUAGUACCCGAGAAGCAAACUUGGGUCCUGCGGCCAGUGGCAUUCCCGGGCCCUCUGGCCACGAUCACCCGGCCUUCCCGUCGUCGUUCCGUUCUGCAUCUCCUCUUGCCGGACAGGUUCUGGCUCAAGAUAUUGCAGAAUGUACCGACGACGACUUCGAUCCCGCCGACGACCAAAUCGACGGCGAACAUAGCCACCACUUCAUGUAUCGCCGGCCCAGCGGCGUGGCCUACGGCGCAGCGCGGCCUGCCUUCAACCCGAACGGCCUGGACGAGCCCAUCUUGACACCAUUAGAGCGCAAGCAAUCUCGCGAUGCCGAGCGCAGCCUCCUGCGGGACAACCACGUCCUGCCGCCGAAACAUAACAACAAGAGCCAGUCGAUUCCCGCUCGAAUCUACCGAAAGAUUUUCAGCACCAAGGUCCCCGUCGAGGAAUAUGAGGGGGAGUCAGAGGACGACUCGCCGCUACUCUCCCGCGAUGACGACCUCGACUAUGGCACACGAUCCCGCCGACAGAGACCCGUCCCUGAGGGCGAAGAGGAUGUGGACGAGCAGUGGGAGGAGGCCAUCACGACGGGGCGCAUUCGCACGACGUGGCAGCGCGAGGCCAAGACGGUUCUGUCCUACUGCGGGCCCCUGAUUGUCACCUUUUUCCUCCAAUACUCCAUCAAUGUGGCCGGCAUCUUUGCGGUUGGUCGUAUCGGAACCAUAGAGCUGGGAGCUAUAUCAUUGGCCAACAUGUCGCAAGCCAUCUCCUGCUUGGCCCCCUUCCAGGGCUUGGCGACGAGUCUGGACACCCUCUGUGCCCAGGCUUACGGAUCUGGCCACAAGCAUCUGGUCGGCUUGCAGUGCCAGCGCAUGGCGUGCUUCCUCCUGACCCUCUCGGUGCCCGUCAUCCUGCUAUGGCUAUUCGGAGCCGAGCCGAUCCUACAGCGCAUGGUGCCCGACCCGGAGUCUGCUCGCCUUGCUGCCCUCUACCUCCGCGUCAUGAUCUUUGCCAUCCCCGGCGUCAUCUUGUUUGAGUGUGGCAAGCGCUUCACGCAAUCGCAGGGCCUCUUCCAGGCCACGACAUACGUUCUCCUGUUCGCCGCCCCCUUCAACGUCUUCCUCACCUGGUUGCUCGUCUGGAAGCUGGAGUACGGCUUCAUUGGUGCGCCCAUUGCCGUGGCGAUUACGGAGAAUAUCCUGCCGGUUCUCCUCUUUUGCUAUGUCCGCUUCGUCAAUGGCCGCGAAUGCUGGGGCGGCUUCAGCAAGCGAGCGCUCAGCAACUGGUGGGUCAUGAUCCGGCUGGCGCUGCCGGGUAUGAUAAUGGUCGAAGCCGAGUGGCUCGCUUUCGAGAUCCUGACUCUCCUGGCCAGCCGCUUCGGGUCCGAUUACCUCGCGGCCCAGAGCGUCGUCUCGACGAUUGCAUCCAUCUCGUACCAGAUUCCCUUCCCCAUGUCCAUUGCCGCGUCGACGCGCGUGGCCAACCUGAUUGGCGCUGGCCUGGUCGACGCAGCCAGAGUAACUGGCAAAGUGACUUUUGUGACGCACUGUAUCCUUGGACUGCUCAACUUUGCGCUCUACAGCGGUCUUCGAUACCACCUGCCGCUGCUCUUCACAGACGACGAGACGGUGAUUUCCAUUGUGGCCAGCAUUCUGCCGGUUGUCGCCGUCAUGCAGGUUUUUGACUGCCUGAGUGCCGGCGCGCACGGAUUGCUGCGCGGUAUCGGCAAACAGAGCAUCGGCGGGCCGGUCAAUCUUAUCUCGUACUAUGCCGUCUCGCUGCCCAUUUCGCUGGCGCUGGCCUUUGGAGCCAACUGGAAGUUGCAGGGCCUGUGGGCUGGUGUCAGCGUGGGACUGUUCUUGUACGUCGAACCCUCUUCUUCUACCCGUGAUGCAACGCGGUUUUGCGGUACUCUAACCUAUUCAUGA
Molecule: messenger RNA, 3357 nt
Organism: Trichoderma reesei QM6a
Lineage: Eukaryota; Fungi; Ascomycota; Sordariomycetes; Hypocreales; Hypocreaceae
Exons: 7
Coding region: 1-3357 (1118 amino acids)
Biological process (GO): single strand break repair; xenobiotic detoxification by transmembrane export across the plasma membrane; double-strand break repair
Cellular component (GO): nucleus; membrane
Molecular function (GO): antiporter activity; single-stranded DNA binding; xenobiotic transmembrane transporter activity
Source: RefSeq, a predicted model, not a curated record